AUGCAGAACUACGUUGGCUUGAGCAAUGGCGUGCCUGCUUCUGUUGAUCCUGAAUUGCAAGAAAGCCUCCAGGUUUUAAAACAUCGAAUUACCAGACUGGAAGGAGUCCUUACUUUGGAAGGAAAAAUAACAGAAGUGGGGGAAAAAAUUCUCGCUACCAAUGGGAAAGAAGUCAAUUUUGAAACCACAUUAAAAGCGUGCGAACAUGCUGGUGGCUCCAUCGCCACCCCCAGGAACAAGGAGGAGAACAAUGCUAUUUUGGAUAUUGUGAAACACUUUAACAGAUAUGCUUAUCUGGGUAUAAGGGAGAGUGAUGUUCCAGGUGAAUUCCAGUAUCUGGAUGGGAAACCUCUGAAUUAUACCAACUGGUACGCUUCUGAGCCAAAUGGCAAAGGAGGGGAAAACUGUGUGGAGAUGUUCACUGAUGGCAGCUGGAAUGACAGAAAAUGCGACCAGUACCACCUCACUAUUUGUGAAUUUUAAAGCAUAUCCUCUCAGUAAUUUCAUAGUGCAGAGUCCAUGCAAUAUUCUGUGUCUCAGACAUAAA
This is a messenger RNA of Trachemys scripta elegans, 547 nucleotides long. Its product is annotated as pulmonary surfactant-associated protein A-like. The record is from RefSeq and is a predicted model, not a curated record. NCBI's taxonomy places the organism in Eukaryota, Metazoa, Chordata, Testudines, Emydidae. The transcript is spliced from 3 exons. The coding region runs from base 1 to 483 and encodes 160 amino acids.